Anolis sagrei ordinatus is the source of this 1466-nucleotide messenger RNA. RefSeq names its product retinal G protein coupled receptor (gene RGR). Gene Ontology annotation, molecular function: G protein-coupled photoreceptor activity. The record is from RefSeq and is a predicted model, not a curated record. Gene Ontology annotation, cellular component: plasma membrane. NCBI's taxonomy places the organism in Eukaryota, Metazoa, Chordata, Lepidosauria, Squamata, Anolidae. Gene Ontology annotation, biological process: phototransduction; cellular response to light stimulus; G protein-coupled receptor signaling pathway.
AUUACUCUCCCUUCCAUAAAUGGUUUAUUUUGCAAAAUGUGCAUGCAGAUGGAUGUUGUUAUUUGCUUUAUCAGGAGAAUUCUGGGAAAAGUUGCAGUACAGAACUUCUUUCUCAUAAUUUUCGGUCAGUAUCCAUUUACGGACCGGCCCUUUAAGAAGAAAGCAGCCUUGGGCUUUUGGAAGAGGCAGAAAACCCAGCCAAAAAGAGAGAGAGAUUGUCACAGACAGUUUGCCAGUGCAUGAGACAGAACCUAGGUUAGUCUGGUCUUACUGCUACGACAAGAUGGCAACAUCACACCCUCUCCCUGAAGGUUUCACUGAACUUGAAGUAUUUGGUUUUGGCACAGUGAUGAUGGUAGAAGCAUUGCUUGGCUUCUCUUUGAACAUGUUGACCAUUGUCUCUUUCUGGAAAAUCAGAGAACUUCGAACUCCUGGUAACUUUCUGGUUUUCAACCUCGCCUUAUCCGACUGUGGGAUCUGCCUCAACGCUUUCAUUGCAGCGUUUUCUAGUUUUUUAAGGUAUUGGCCCUAUGGUUCAGAUGGAUGUCAGAUUCAUGGAUUUCAUGGUUUUUUAACAGCACUGACAAGCAUAAGCUCAGCAGCUGCAGUUGCCUGGGAUCGACAUCAUCAAUAUUGCACUAGAAGUAAGCUGCAGUGGGGUUCGGUGGUCCCCAUGGCAAUAUUUCUAUGGUGUUUUUCUGGCUUUUGGGCUGCAAUGCCACUGCUGGGAUGGGGCGAAUAUGACUAUGAACCUCUAAGAACCUGCUGUACAUUGGACUACACCAAAGGAGACAGAAACUACAUCACAUAUCUUAUUCCUCUGGCCCUUUUCAAUUUUAUGAUCCCAGUUUUCAUCAUGUUAACAGCCUACCAAUCCAUUGAUCACAAAUUUAAGAAAACUGGACAGUUCAAGUUUAACACUGGUUUGCCAGUGAAAUCUUUGGUCAUUUGCUGGGGUCCUUACUCACUUUUAUGCUUCUAUGCUGCAGUUGAAAGUACGGCUUUCAUCUCACCCAAAAUCUUAAUGAUUCCUGCUGUAAUUGCCAAAACUUCACCAGCGGCGAAUGCCUUAAUCUAUGCCCUGGGGAAUGAGAACUACCGAGGGGGAAUAUGGCAGUUCCUCACAGGACAGAAGAUCGAGAAAGCAGAAGUCGAUAACAAAACUAAGUAACACGUCACCCCAUUCAGCUGAGCGCUUCUUCACACUUGACAUUCUUUACCUUAGUUCUGUGGGCUUUGUUUUUUCAAGUGUACAUUUUAAAAGGUAACAUGUGAAUGGAUAUUUUUAAUGAUGAUCUCUUACAGGUGCAUUUAGUAAGCAACCUGCAUUGGCUGCGGCUUCCUGUGGAGUGUACACACAGUGUUCAAUUCAGGUUUGCUGUUAUGUAAUGGGUGAAAUGGCUCUCAACUGAGGCAGGCAUAACACAGCCAAAAGUAACCAGUAGUAGAAGCCACAUGCAUUUUCU